Messenger RNA from Blastomyces gilchristii SLH14081, 1454 nucleotides. RefSeq lists its product as uncharacterized. The record is from RefSeq and is a predicted model, not a curated record. The coding region runs from base 503 to 964 and encodes 153 amino acids. Lineage: Eukaryota; Fungi; Ascomycota; Eurotiomycetes; Onygenales; Ajellomycetaceae. The transcript has 4 exons.
CAUGAUACUGGAUCUUCGUUAGGGCCAGAGCAGAGCCAUGUUGUGUUCCCUUUUUGACCUUUGAUAUUCGGGUGAAACAGCCAAGGAGCACACGCUAAACCACUUCCAGCUAGUCUGAGGGCUUGGCAGGAACCGACCGACCGUGUACCCGCCGCUUCGGGCCGCCAUGUCAAGUCAAUCGCCCCUGCCAUUUGUUUGCCAUUAUUUGCAUCCGAGCAAGACUCAACAACCCGACCCUUUGUAACCUUCAUUCAUUCAUUUUUUUCCCCUUUACGUCCAUUUAACCAAGUCAUUCCUUAUCUACUCCGUACUACUACCUGAGUUAAUUUGACAACCCUCUGUUCGACACUCGCUUUUAUCUUUCAGCUUAGUUCUGCUGCGCAGCUUUCGACGAACUUCGUUUCGAAUCAAAACGAACCAGCCUCUGUUUCAAGAACAACACCAGCCUCGUGCUUUUUCUUAGUUACGGUAACUAGCAAUCCGGAAAAAAAAAACCGUCAAAAUGUUUGCCUCUAAAUUUGUCUUCUUCGCCGCCCUGUUGGCUCUAUUCAACGCCGUCAUCGCCGUGGCCCCUGGUUGUCUUAUUGGAGCUAUCAACACCCAAAAGGACCCUCUUGACUUCAAGAAUAUCUGCGCCAACAAGGAUGUCCAGCGCGAAAUCGUGAAAAUGUGCCCGGAGGGUACCGUGAAGGAUGCUCUGAAAUCGUUCUCAGACUCUUGCGCUGAAGCUGGUCAGAAAGUUUCACUCAUCGAUAUCAGCAAGCCGAAUGGCUCUCCUGGUGGCUCGAAUGGUGGUGGUGAUGACGAUGGUGAUGAUGAUAAUGGCAACGGCAGCGGUGCCAAUCCCACCACCAGCUCCCCUGGUUCCUCACCCACCGAUGAGUCCGCCGGAUACGUACACAAUGCCAACUCUUUCACCGUCGCAGCCGUCGUCGCUUUCGUUGGGCUUGUCUCGACUAUGUGAGCACAGCAGGUGUAACAUAUUAAACAAGCGCACACUACGCCAUCUCGCACCGUACCAUAUCAGAUAAAUAUAUUUUUGCGUUGUUUGCUUUUUUUUAACCUCUUAAAGCAUUACUGUCAUAAGAGAACGGGGUAUGGCCAGGGGUUUUCCUCCUUUUUUAUAGACGUGGCCAAAGUCACUUAUUUUCUUAAUUUAUUGUCCUCUCCCUUACAAUCCAAGAUUUCCUUACUUUGUAUCAUUUAUUCGUCAUUGUGCUAGGUUGCUUUUUCGGGUAUUGCAGAUUAUACUAUCUUUCGUGGUCGCUUUAAUACCGAUAUUUCAAAUCUAGAGAUAUUCCUCCUGGCUCCUCGCUCCUCUGUAUAUUCUACUUCCCUGGAGAAAUUUGGAUUGAGCUCUUAUCCGAAAACUAUGGACAUUUGUAGCGGGAAAUCGGAACACAGUAAAAACCACAUAUAUCUAUAGACAAUUAAUGUCAAUAAUUUUCAAGCUA